AUGGGCGGUCUGCGAUCCUUUCAACAAUCAAUGGAAAAGCACUUUGUUGCUGUGGAAGAGGAACUCUGCGGCCUGAAAUCCCAAACACAACUACUGCUGGAGAAUGACAGACUCUUGACCGAAGAACUUAACCACCACAUCAAGAACGAAAGGAGCUUGAAGUCAGCAUUUCGAGAUGUCAAAGCAGAACUAGCAGAAGCACAGCAUAUCUUGAUCAGGGUGAAACUUUUGCUCAAGAAAUUGUCACAUGAGAAUGUAGCCUUGAAGGAAAAACUCCGCCGUGAGCGUGAGCUUCUCACCGAAGCCAAACAGGCCGCCGCUGAGUCUGCCACUCAACAUCAAAGAGUGACUAUGGGCUUCAUGACAAAACUCAGAUCCUUGCAGAAGCGCAGCGAGACAUUAUAUGAUGACCAAUGUGCUUCUGAAUGGCGAAAGCUUCAGCAAGCCCUUAAGUCUUGGACAGGGCGCACCUUCAAGGAUGAAUCAGCUAUGAGUAAAAUGACGUUGGAGAGUGCUAUCUUUGCCACUGUUUUCGAUUACUCCUUUGCCUUCAGCCCCAAUACACAAUCGGAGCAAUUGUUGACUGCCGUAGGAAAAAUCGUUAGAGACUCUGGCAGCAGCCAUACGUGGGAAAUUUGGCGCUUGGCGACCAGCAAAGCUUUGGAUAAUCGUGCUAGCUUUGAGAACCACCGCCUUGAUGACCCCUGCAAUCAAUUUUCACAGAUGGUCGAAGCUCUGUUCAGUGACUAUUACAGCCCAAAUAUUCAUAAAGAUAACACCCACAGAGCACUUCUACAGAUAUUCGAGGAUUGCCUCUCUUUCAAAAAGAAACUCGAACGACAGGAGUUUGAGUAUCAGACUCGGCAAAGUCCACCCGGAACAGUCUAUUCUACAGAAAAAAUGAAAAGUUUAAACUUUGUGGAAGACGACGGUAGCAUAGUCACAAUGAGUAUUUGGCCUUCGCUUUACAAAUUGUCUUUCGAAAACGAAGAGCUCCUCAUCCAGCCUGAAGCCGUUUGGACGAAGGAACCUGUUCAUGUCGGCGAUGAUUCACCAAUGAAGAACAACUCCGACGUCCACAAAGAGAUCAAGCGAGAGGUAAAGACUGAAGGGGAUGAUGACGAGUUAAGUUUGGUCAUGCUUUCAUCUUGA
This is a messenger RNA of Talaromyces marneffei, 1152 nucleotides long. RefSeq lists its product as uncharacterized. The transcript has 6 exons. NCBI's taxonomy places the organism in Eukaryota, Fungi, Ascomycota, Eurotiomycetes, Eurotiales, Trichocomaceae. The coding region runs from base 1 to 1152 and encodes 383 amino acids. The record is from RefSeq and is a predicted model, not a curated record.